AUGAGGACGCCGACCUCACCAUAUCGAGGUUCAUACUAUGCCAAUGACAACACCUAUUCAGAUGGGGUCAAUAUGCCUCAAUCAGAAUCAUCAGAUGUCAAGGGGCCUGGCUUCAGCGAGACCGUACCGCUGGCGGAGCUUGUGAACAGGAGUGGCACUCACAUGAAGCCCGAGAUCAUCGCUAGUAUCCACAAAGGCUUCUUCCAAGUCGACAAUAAGUGGACGUGUUACCGCCGAAACUACUUCCAGGUCAAUUGCGGGUUCACCUUCAAAAGCCACCAAGACUCACACGUCUAUCUUCGACAGAACGACCAGCACCAGCAGGUCUAUGGAUAUGCAGUGUCGAUCAGAGCAAAGACUGGGCCGUCGGGCAGCACAGAAGGUGAGGCUCGAGGCCUUGUCCAACAUACACCCAAACGACAGAAACAGCAGGAGACAGUCCCAACCAAACAUGCCGUCGUACCACAAACUGCGCUCCAUCAGAACCCCCAUCAGCACCAUGGGCAUAUGUAUCAGCAUCCUCCAGGCGCCGUUGAUCCAUACUAUGCUCAUGGACAUGCAUUCGGCAACUUCGGGUCUCGUGGAAUUGGGUUCGACAGCGCAGCUCAGACUCCGGCAAGCUAUACCUUCGAACGCAUCCAGUUCCAGAAGGCCACAGCAAACAACGGAAAGCGUCGAGCACAGCAGCAAUUCUUCCAUGUCAUCGUCGAGCUCUCGGUGAAUAUCAGUCCUCCCAAUAGCCACCGCGAUGACUGGGUAGUCGUCGCGACACGGGAGUCAGAGCCAAUGGUGGUGCGAGGCCGUUCCCCUGGCCAUUAUAAAGACAACCAUCAUCGACGUGACAGUCAUGGCCACAUGGACCACGACCGUGCCGCAGGUGGAGCUGGGGACCGUGGUCAAAUGCCAUACAAUCCAUACAGCAGCGCCCCGGUCGGAUCAUAUGAGAGCUCGCACAGUGGCCAUCAUAGUGGCUACAGUGGCACUAGCUACCAGCAGACCUACUUGGCCCAUGCUUCACCGCCUAGCGCUGGAUCGGGCACCAGACUGAACGGCUCACCCGAGGAGGCAGGCUUCGCCAUUUCAGACAAUGAGACACUGCGCUCAACGGACGUAUACAGUCAACAGUUGACACCUCCGUCCGAGACUGAGGACGAGACAAUGUUUGCACUUGGCCGCAAGCGACCGCAUGAGGAUGAUAACCCGGACGAGGCUUCUGCUUAUCGCUUCAGUCCAACUCUUUGUGAUAGCAUGUCUGCCCACACCAUGGACUAUCCCACAUUUGCUCGGUCGAAAGCACUUGUCGCAUCGUCCUGA
Molecule: messenger RNA, 1314 nt
Organism: Cyphellophora attinorum
Lineage: Eukaryota; Fungi; Ascomycota; Eurotiomycetes; Chaetothyriales; Cyphellophoraceae
Exons: 1
Coding region: 1-1314 (437 amino acids)
Biological process (GO): positive regulation of transcription by RNA polymerase II; meiotic cell cycle
Cellular component (GO): nuclear chromosome
Molecular function (GO): DNA-binding transcription factor activity; DNA binding
Source: RefSeq, a predicted model, not a curated record